AUGACAUUGUGUGACUAUUUCGAGAAACUGGGCCUGGCAAAGCCCGAAUGUGGACAUCAGAUUCGACAGCCCGCAUUUCACGGAUUUGUACCGAAUUACGAGGCUCCGAAUUACGCCGGAGCUGCGAUUCAGACGAAUAAUUUGAGAUUUGGAAGUUAUCCCGAAGCGGCUGUGGAUAGUAAGUUCUGGGGCCCUUUUUACUCUCAAAAUCUCCAAAUUUGGAGCAUUUUGCGCACAAAAACGUGAAAUUUGAAGAAUUUUAACCCUGGGACCCCUUAAAAACACCAAAACUAACCUUCUAGCAUGUCCACGAUCCUUGAUUUUAUUGAUCGAUUCUUGAAUUUGUUGAUCCAACAUCCGAAUAGUCUGAAAAUCCGAAAAAAAUCAAUAAUUUCAGCAAAAAAAUCGAGGAAAAAGCACGAUUUUUGAGAAAAAAAAAUAAUAAAAACACUCCGCGUCUUUUCUCAAUGGAGCGCAUUUUCUCUCCUUCUCUAUUUCUCGCUAAACAACAGGCAAGCGCGGAGUGUCGUUGUUUUUUUUUUUGGAUUUUCCGCAUCCCACACGUAUUUGGUAUCAAAAAACGCCAAAUUCUUCAGCCUCCCAACUCAUCCACAAUCUUCCGCUUUGCCGCAACUACUUCCAUUCGUGCAUGUCAUCCGACGCGUGCGAAUCCGGAACAAUUUGCACCAAUGGUGUGGAGCAGGGCUCGUGCUGCACCAAUCCGCAUCGUGCACAAUGUCCCACGGUCACCAAAAUGCAUAUUAGUUGCCGCAAGACACGCAGUGUUAAUUGGUGAGUUAGCUUAACUUGAAAACAAAAAUUUCAAAAAAAAAAACAAAAAGACUAGGGGGCACCCGGAUUUGAACCGGGGACCCUUUGAUCUGCAAUCAAACGCUCUGCCGCUGAGCUAUACCCCCUGAUGUUAGACAUGCUGCAAAUUGUCAACACAUAUUUGGCCUUGGUCUGUUUGUCUGGUCAGCGCUGAGAGUGAGAGAGUGUGGGGGAGGUGAGAGAGUGCAGACAGAGCGACGAGACUGUUUGUGUGUAGUUCUCGAGGAAAAUGUGUGUUUUUGUGGUGAAAAUGUUGAGAAACCUCUUUCUUUAUUGAAAUUUGGGCUCAAAAUGCUCCAAAACCCUCCAGGAGUAAAAAUAUGCUCCAAAAACCCUCUCAUAGUCAAAUUUGAGCUCAAAAUGCUCCAAAAACCCUCCUCGAGUCAAAAAUGGUCCAAAAAUCGUCAUAGCUCCAAAUUUGAGCUCAAAAUGCUCCAAAAACCUUCCCGUAGUCAAAAAUUGCUCCAAAAAUCCUCCCAUGGUAAAAUUUGAGCUCAAAAUGCUCCAAAAACCCUCCUGGAGUCAAGUAAUGCUCCAAAAACCCUCCUGGAGUCAAAUAAUGCUCUAAAAAAUCGUCCCAUUUCCAAAUUUAAGCUCGAAAUUCUCCAAAAACCCUCCCAAAUCCAAAAAUCCCCAAAUUUUCCAGGUGCAACUCCGACAUGGAUUGUCGCGGCACCUCAACAACCGCCUCAAUGUGCUGUCCAACCGGUUGCAACUACAACAUGUGCAUUCACGUGGGUCAACAGAUUUUCCAUCCCCGGAGAAGUGUGGUGUUCUCAUCGCUGGCCAACACAAAUUUAGGCUUAGGCCUAAGCCCGGGCCUAAGCCUAGCCGAUCAAUGUCCAGAUCCUUAUCAAUUGGACGUGAAAUGCGUCGCCACAAAAGGCGCCAACUGGUGUUAUACUGACGCGGAUUGUCGAAGUGGGCUGUACACAAGGAAAUGCUGUGCAACACUUUGCGGAUAUAAUACAUGUUUGAUGCAUUUUAAUGAUAAGUGGAUUAUUGCCUAAAUUAGGCUGGGCCUAGGCUUUGGCCUAAGCCUAGGCUUAAGAGAAAUGUUUGUAUAUAUUUAUUGAUAAAGAUUAUAUUUUUUCUAGAUAGAGUCAUUGAUGUUUCUAGACCAGAUUUCUGUGCUGGAAAUGCUGGAAUUAUUGAUUUCUAGCGAUUGUCAGUAUUUCCAGCAGUUUCAGCGCAAAAUUCUGGUCUAAAAGUAAUGUUUGGUCUUCUGAAACUUUCUAGAACAAAAUUCCAAAAUUUUGCUUUUUUCAUAAGAAACCGUUUAUCAAAAAACCAGAAAGACAAUUACAUACACACACAUAAAAAUAAAUAGAUUAUUAACAAGCCUAAACCUAAGGCCCUAAAGCCCUAAGCGCACUGAAACUUUCCAUCCACCGAAGCCGGCGAUCCAUUACAACAACUCUCCGCUCGCGGAUACUUGCACACUUCCGCAUUGCAAGUUUGCGACGCGGAAGCGUCACCGCUACACGAACAACUCAAAGUUGAUGAGAUGGUGGAUGUUGUGAGGCAGGUUCGUGUGCGCGUCUGUGUUCCGCAACUUCCGCAUGUGUCGUUGCAGGUUGUCCAGUCGGACCAGGUGACCCAGGAACACGUCUAGAAUUUGGAUUAGGCUCCGGGGAAUUUUAAACUCGCCACGCCUCUGAAGUUCGAGUCAGAAAAUUCGGGUUCCAAAAUUUGAGAGACGUGGAAUUUCAGCCCUUAACUUAGAGGCUGAAAUUCAAGGUUUCAAAUUUUGAGACACGUGGAUUUCCAGCUUUGAAUUCAGGAAGUGAAAUUUCAAGUUCUAGAUUUUUUCCACGUGGAUUUUCAGCCAAAACCAACCUGUGGCUCAAUAUUGGCAGCCAUAAACAAAACCAGCAAAGAAACCGUCAAAAAAUGUGUCAUAAUUGCGAAUUUUUAGUGAAAAAAAAAUGGCGAACAACACAAAAAUCUGUGUCAAAACCGUGGGGAUUUUAUACGGUUCGGCGGGUUUUUUGCAAAAAAAUAGUCAGGGAUUAGUGUAGGUGUCGCUGAUGUGUUUUGAGUCAUAAAAUACGCAGUGAGUACGAAAAACAGCCGGCGAUGUAUGUUCACAGCUGGUGGGGAGUAGACCAAUAAUUGACCCAUGGUUGACCAAUCGACAAAAUUGGUCAAUGGUUGACCAACGAUGGGUCAAAAAUAGUUCGUUGAUCAACGGUGGGUCAAUAUUAUUGGUCAAUGAUGGGUCAACCAUGGCUAGGCUAUGAAAAGUCUCGGAUUCACGAAAAAAAACAUUUUCUUACAAUUAAAUAGCCUUUUUGUCUUAACUUCAAUCAAUGUAGUUCUACCAUGUUCGCUUUGUUAUUGGCAAAUCUUGAUAAAUUUUGUUUUCAUACAUAAAUUUGUUUUUAAAUAUUGAUUCUAAUUUACAUUUUCCCACAAGAAACCCAGAAUAAUUAAGAGACAUGAAACCUAAUGCGAUUUGUUUUAUAUUAUUUUAUCUCCUCCCAAAUUCUUCAAAAAAAAGCAAAAGUUGAGGAAGAAAUGUAAUACUUUUAAGAAAAUAAAACAUUCUACAAAAUUCAUGUUGCCGCAGAACUGAAAUUAAAAUAAACGAUAUUUUCAAGAACUUCUCAUUGUCAGCAACAAAAAAUGGAGAAAAACAUCUUUUCAGAAAACACAGAAAAUGGGUGAUAAAUUAAAUAUUUCAUUCUAUUUAAAGUUCACUUUUCCAUAACAAAUUUGGAAAUCGUGCAGUUACGUAGAAUUUGAAACUUUUAUUGAAUUUUCAUCCAUUUUGGUCGUUUUCAUGAAUCGACUCAGAUUCACUAAAUUAUCAAGAAUAUUUUUCCGUUUCUUAAAUAUUGACAAAAAAAGUGCGAAUAAUUUCAAGUUUUUUGCCAAUUUCUCGCAUUUUUUAGAAAUGAUUUUUAUAAUUUUUAGUAAACGUGAGGUGCAUUUUUCAGCCAAUUCAAUUUAAUGAUGUUUGUUCCAGAAACAAACAGUGAAAAUCAUGAAAUCUGACGAUGGCAAAUUUAAUUAUGGACAGAGGAGUACUGUAGAACAGAAAAGUUCACACACACACACACAGUGUACAAUGCACACAUGACAUUUUGUUUGACGCGCAAUUGUUUUUUUUUUCUUGCUCAUGUUGUUUUUCUUUUCUGCUUUUCGUUAUGUGUUUGGAGAAGUGGUUCUGUGUCGUACAAAGUCAAAAAAUGCGAACAAUCAAUCUAUGAAUAUUGUUUUCAGUGCGUUUUGGUCAGAUGCCGCGUCCCCGAAUACAGAAAAAGACACGAAAAAGGCUGAGUGAGUGCAAAAUUUCUUUUUUUUAAAUGCAUACUUUUUUUUCAGAAGUGGCCAAAGCAUAUCCCGCGACCCAUCAACAAACAUUGGGUGAAAGAGUUGAUUAUGAAUUCGGUGAUUGGGAUUAUGCUGGUGCGUCAAGGAGAAAUGAUGAAGAAGAUUUAGUCGAAAUGGAAGAAGGUGAAACAUCAAGGAGAAAUUAUGAAGAUUCUGAUGAAAUUGAAGAAUCCGAUGAUGAUCAAGAUGAUAUUGUUGAACCGCAUGAAAAUGAAGAAGAGCCAGUUUUGUCUCGUUGUGGUCAUUCGGUAUCUGAUGAAGAAGACACCGGAUUGUUGCAUCAGGAGGAAGAUUGUUUUGAGAAUUACACCGAACGAGGUGGGUUCAGAUUUUAUUUGAGGUUUAUCGAGAAUUGUUGGGGGAUUUGAAGGUUUUUGGGGAGUUGUGAGGAUUUCAAGGGUUUUCCGGGAGUUUUUUUUGUCGUUUCCGGCGACUGUUGGAGAUUUUAAAGCUUUUUGAAGAUCUAUGGAGUUCCAAAGAUAUUUCAGCGGAUUUUGUUUGGAAAUUUCAGAAUCACUCAGCGACAAAAUUUUAAAAUUGUCCGAUUCUGGUUUGGUAACGUUGGCUGCUUCGCUAAUUGGACACGAUAGCCAAACCGAUGUACGAUUACGGAUGAUCACACUUGGCGCCACCGUGCGACAGGAAGUUGAGGAUAUUUAUGCAUUUUCUCAGAAACUUUUUAAAAAUAUCAAAAUUUGCUCAAAAUGUGGUUCAAAAAUAAUCGCGUCGAAAAACUGGUGAAUUUUUUUCCAAUUUAAAAGUCAUCAUGUUUUUUUCUUUCAAGCUGCGGUAAAGUGGGCGUUUUCGUUCUUGCUCCUUUGAUUGACCAGCUGACAUAUUUCGUUGAGAAAAAUUUUGAUGAGAUUUUGGAAACUCGGGAAAGGAUUAGAUCUGGUGUGUUGCAUGGUCACACAUUGUCAUCAAACUAUUUUGAGAAAUUCGUUGAAACAUCCUCCGAUAAACUCAAUAUUUCUUUAGUUUUAAGCCUGGAUGGUGUGUGCCCGAAUGGGCAUUCUGAGUAAGUUUUGGAAUUCUCUUAAUUUGCUCGUUUCUAUCAACAAAUUCAGCCAACAUAUUUGGCCGUUCACCGGUAUGAGUGUUGAUUUGAAAUUGGGGCACAUGUCAAAAGCAACGAAUUUACUUCUCUUCGGUUCUUACAAUGGACCGUCAAAUCCUAAUACUCGAGUUAUCAAUACAAUUGUUUCUGAAGUUUUCCCAUAUAUCGAACGAUUUAAAAUGAAUCACCGUGGUCGUGAAGUAUCGUUUCGUAUUGUGAGCGCCGUCGCCGAUCAACCGGUAGUUUUUAAUGUAAAAUUUUGCAAACAUCUACCUAUUCAUAGGCGAAAAGGGCUCUGUAUGGUUUUCGCUCUGUGAAUUCCUCAUUCAGUUGUUUUUUUUGUCUUUCGAGAGGAACAUUCCACAAAACCGAUGCGCCCAGCCGUAUUUUGAGAGGUGCUGAUGAUACUCACGAAGACGCUCGAAAAGGAAGGUAUGGCUUCGUCAGAGGGGUUAUUGCCAUUAUUCUUCGUUGGAUUAUGCCUUGGCACGUACUUUUGGACUUGUUCCACGAUUUGCAUGAAGGAUUUUCGGUCACUAUUAUCAAAGGUGAAACGUGAAAAUACACUAAAAUGGAAAAUAUGAAAUUUUAGAAGCUUUUCCGACACCAAAGUUCAUUCCGAAGUCACAAAUAUUUGCUUGCGAUCGAGAUAUUUUUUCCGAUUUGGCAAAGAAGUUAGAAUUACCAAAAAACUUCGAACAUUUAGAGAAUAUGCGAAAUGGUUGUACGAAACUAGACGUGAGUUGGACUCCCAUUGUAAAUACUUGCAUCUCUCUUUACAGUACUUCCGUGUUGUUUUUUUCAUCAAUUCCAUUUAUUCCGAUUGUUUUAAACCGAUCGGUAGGAUUGUUAUUUGUGGUUUUUCUGUGUUGUCUAAUCAUCUUUUGACAAAUGCAACGGUACUUCAUGACAUGAUCACUAAUAUGUGCGAGAAUAUGCAAAGUUUGUUGAAAGAUAAAUAUUCUACGUAUGUUGUGAUGAAAUUCCAUGUAAGUUUGUUCGAAUAUUUCUUAAUAGAGUAAAAACGUGAAUGUUGCAGGAGUUGCUUUUUCAUCUUCCGUAUGCAUACAAGGAAUUCGGGAAUCCCGCACUUAUUUCUACAGCUGGUUUUGAAACGCUAUAUAGAUUUUUGUUAUCCGACUACAAUGCAUCGAUCACACGAAACUUCGUGAAAAUCGCCAGUUCAAGGUAUUCACACUUCCUUCUUUCAAUUAAUUAUUAAUGUAUUCAGGUUUUUGAUAAAUGUUGUGGUUCGUGAAGAAAUAGUGCGACGAAGUCAGAAUGAAAUUUUAUCGGCUGAAUUGAAAGAAUUUCUGAAAGUUAAGUCGGAUUGGAAGAAAUUGCAAAUGCAUGCUUCGGUUCUUAUUGAUCAAACUACCAUGGAUGUAGAUGAUAUGCUCGAUGAAAGUGUUGAUGAAAGUGUUGAUGAAAGUGUUGAUGAAAGUGUUGAUGGAAGUGUUGAUGAAAGUGUUGAUGAAAGUGUUGAUGGAAGUGUUGAUGAAACUAUUGAUGAAACUGUUGAUGUUAUUUAUUAUUCCAAGAUAAUUUUCUCCUUUGGAACUCUGAACUCAUUCAUUUAUAAUACAACCAGCAAUUCAUAUGCGAAUAGCAUUCUUUUUUACGAGAAAAACGGUGACAAAGCAGGAAGAUUCGUUUGCGCCGUGUCUCACCAGGAUGAGCUUUUUUUGAUCGUUGAACCACUUAUCGAGAAAAAUCGAAAUUUGCAUUUCGAAAAAUUGGAACAUGAUAUAAGGGCGAUCAACAAUCAAGAUGAAAAGGAAUGUGGUCUGGAAAUGUUGAAGGAAUUGAGAGGUUAUAGAGGAAUAAUUGAGGGAUCAUGGACUAAUGAUCGUGACGUCAUCCACAGUUCAAACGUAAAUGGUGUUGGUGGAUUUUUAGAAAAAUCCACAUUUAUAGUAUUAUUCCAGUUGAAUGGAUGUCCAGUUCAUAAAUAA
This is a messenger RNA of Caenorhabditis angaria, 7182 nucleotides long. The record is from the annotation of a GenBank genome assembly. NCBI's taxonomy places the organism in Eukaryota, Metazoa, Nematoda, Chromadorea, Rhabditida, Rhabditidae.